Molecule: messenger RNA, 4734 nt
Organism: Cladophialophora immunda
Lineage: Eukaryota; Fungi; Ascomycota; Eurotiomycetes; Chaetothyriales; Herpotrichiellaceae
Exons: 5
Coding region: 668-4036 (1122 amino acids)
Biological process (GO): intracellular signal transduction; protein phosphorylation; microtubule cytoskeleton organization
Cellular component (GO): cytoplasm
Molecular function (GO): ATP binding; protein serine/threonine kinase activity; tau-protein kinase activity
Source: RefSeq, a predicted model, not a curated record
CACCGGUCAACCACAACAACUCACGUCUGUUCUGCCGCACUUCUCCCACCAAACAACAGCACCGUGCUUUUAUUCGAUCCCUAGAAGCAAGACAAAAUAACAUACGACACUCCUUCUCUGCCUCACCGCCUAUCCAUUCUGCUGGCCAGUCACAACAACAAUCCACCUCCUUGAGCGCCUAAGUUGAUUCUACCCUCACCUCACCUCACCCUCGCCGAUUUCGAUAGAUCUACUGCAUCCGCGAUAAUGACUGCGGCCUUGCUUGUGCCUCGCCUCACUUCGUUCCCUGUCUGUUGACGUCCGGUCGACUGGCCUUCCUUCAUCUUGCUGCAGACGUCGCAGGCUCGGCGUUCGUCCUUGACCCUUCACCCCGAGUUUGUUGUCCUUUUGGACACUCGAACGCUAGCUCCCUGCUUCACUGGUGCCAACAGUGAACCACCGAUUUCACAACAAAUCGUUCCCUCGACGCCCUCCACACCGCGCCGUCCUGUUCAUAAUUCGCGCCUCUGAAUGAGUUGGAACGGUGUCCCGUGUACAACCCUCGACUUCAGCACGUUCCUGCAUCCUUCAGACAACGAUCUCUCGAAUUUCACGUUUGACGUAUCCUGACCGUGGCUUUUUAGGGUGUGAGUGCGUGGUCGCGGCCACGACUCUGGGAGGUUGAAGGAUGUCUAUGGACAUGGCUCCAGGUCAAUAUCGGCAACACAUGUCAAGCGCUGCUGCGUAUUCGCAACCUGAAAGUCUUCACUACGAACACCAACAUGGCGCAGAUCCUGACCGCUACUACACCGAUCAACCUUAUUAUCCCUCGCAAGACGACGACGGUCUGAACUACACUUCCCAUGAAGGUCACGCUCCCAUCACCACUACCUCCUAUGACCACCCUGCUACGACGUUGCCUUAUCACAUCCGAAAUCAAUCUGCUGCCCAUGACCAAUACGACGGCGCUCCAAUUCCUCCUCCUCGAACAUCUUCUCAGCAGCAGGGCUCUCCACGCGGCCCUGUCGCUCCCUCAACUGCCCCCCUGGAAGCAAGAGUAGCUGCAACACGGCAGGCGAGACAAAACGCACCAGAUUCGCACGCUGGUCGGGUUCAGAAUCGUGUCGGAGAUUACAAUGAGGAAACGCGAGAUAGGUCACGGGACGAUACAGCAACGGCCACUGCGUCUGCUGCACGUAGCCGACGAAAGGGUCCUGCUAGUCCCGACGGUCCACACCGUGCCGCAAGCACACGAGAACGAGGUGCUCACACUGUCCCCACCCAAAGCCGAUCGGAAGCCACCAUGCACCCAUCCAACACCGCCGCCUCGCUGGCACGCGAGUACAGCGAUGUCAUCAACAGAGUGGUCGUGUCCGAUCCCCAGGAAGAUAUUGAAAGAGCUCAGGAACGAGUAGCUGAAGCUCAACCCAUGAACCCAGACGCUCGCAACGUCCCGGAACUUGACGAUGAUCUCCUGCCCCCUCCGGGACCGGCUCGACGGCAGGAUUACUCCAAGUCGUCUCGCCGCAAAGACGUCCAAUUUGGGGACUACGUACUGGGUCAGACGCUCGGCGAAGGUGAAUUCGGCAAGGUCAAAUUGGGCUGGAAAAAAGACGGUAGCACUCAAGUGGCGAUCAAGCUUAUUAGGAGGGAGACUGUGGCUUCCAACCCGACACGACUACCCAAGAUCUAUCGCGAGAUUUCCAUCUUGCGGGAUCUGGCACAUCCGAACAUCGUCCGACUCCAUGAAAUGGUCGAGACAGAACGUCACAUUGGCAUCAUUUUGGAAUAUGCUUCUGGUGGCGAGCUUUUCGACUACAUCUUGAAUCACCGAUAUCUGAAAGAUCCCGCGGCCAGGAGACUGUUCGCGCAGCUUGUUUCUGGAGUCGGCUACCUUCAUAAGAAAGGCAUUGUCCAUCGUGACCUGAAGUUGGAAAAUCUCCUUCUCGACCAGAAUCGCAACAUCAUCAUCACAGAUUUUGGAUUUGCCAACACAUUCGACCCCAAAGACGAGCUGUCUGAUGAAAUUGUCUACAACCUCGGUAACAAGGAGUUCAUUAGGAAGUUCAAACUCGAUCGACUUGACGCCCGCGGAAUGAGAAGAGGCGACCUGAUGCAAACCAGCUGUGGCAGCCCUUGCUAUGCGGCCCCUGAAUUGGUAGUUAGUGACUCCCUCUACACGGGCAGGAAGGUUGAUGUCUGGAGUUGCGGAGUUAUUCUGUACGCUAUGCUGGCUGGCUACUUACCUUUCGAUGACGAUCCUGCAAAUCCUGAAGGCGACAACAUCAACCUCCUCUACAAGUACAUAACCACCACUCCAUUGACGUUCCCGGAAUAUGUCACUCCCCACGCUCGAGAUCUUCUUCGCCGUAUUCUAGUCCCAGACCCUCGAAAGCGCGCCGACUUAUUUGAGGUCGCUCGACACAGCUGGCUUAGUGAGUACCAGCACGUGGUGUCCGAUAUGACCAGCAGCACCACCAAUGUCGCCGAUAUUCCGCAUGGUAGUGUUCGAGCAGAAGAUGAGGAACGGCCGGCCGUCAACAGAAGCGCGUCGGUACGCGAAGUGCCAGCGAAACAUAGCCGCGCUUCUCCUAGCGCUCUUGCCCGUUCCCCAGAAGGACUAUUACACGAGGGCGACGAGGAAUCCACUGGUUCACGGCGAACCCGUCAUACCCUGCAGCCAGAAUAUGUCCCUCCUCAGACUCACACGGUUCGGGGACAAACCGCUGCUGCGACAGAACCAGCAGUCAAUCGCACUCAAGUUGCCGCGCCUAUGCAACCAAUAUCGUUGUCGAAACCGCUACCUCAGGAUCCACCGGUCGAGUCUGCUCGAGACAGAGUGCCAACUGCUUCGCAACAGAAGAUGCCGCCCGUACGUCCUGUUCGAGAGAUCCCAAGAUCGGUCUCGGACUCCACCAGCGCUUUUGGCACAGCUCCAGCACCAACAAGCCAAUACAUGACCAGGCCGAGCACCCAAGGGUCAGUUACAUCUGCCGGCGGACCCGUCAACACCAGAUCCGACCUCCGUCUUCCAUCCCGGGGAUCGUAUGGUCAACCGGUGGCUCCCACUGUGGCUGCAACAAACGUCCAGGGUCGCGUUACACAACCAACCAAGACCAGUCGGGGUUACAAUAUUUCCGGUCCUCUGCCACAAUCUGGUGCCCAGAACUCCAUUGGACAGCCGAUGACGACGCCCAUGCCGCCGCCUAGCUCGCAACAACCACAGAAAGCUGCUCAUCACCGACGAUCGAGUACAUUGAGUGGGCUCGGAGAGCGACUUUUUGGCCGAUCCAAUUCCGUGGUGAAAAAAGACGUAGAGCGACAAAAGAACGGGCGGAAGUACCCGCCCACCAGCAUGAAAGAGUAUCCUUCCGAAGCGCAACCUCGUAUGUCAACAGAAUCGAAGCGAUCUUUCUCUUUUGGAUUGGGCAAGAAGAGGAGCACGGAUAUGGAGAAUCAGGCACAAACAGAGAAGCCGGUACGACGAUUUUCACUUAUUCCUAGUUCGAUGUCGUUCAAAGGUCUGAUGGGGGGUGCAAAGGACGAAUAUUCCUCCAAACCAGGCACCCCGCAAACGGAGCGAUUUGGUGCACCGGCUUCAGGUCGACCCGCGACCAGCCAGGAAGAGAUCAAUCAGCACAUUGCAAACACAGAUGGACAGUAUGAAGGCUCGAGGCCGGUCAAGUACAACAACUUCUCCCGCCCACCUCAGUCCCAAUAUCAGGCCCCUCGCGUCGCCACGACACAGGCCACGAAUGACGUCUAUGGUGGAACUGCUGUUUAUGCUCCGCAGGGACAGACAGCGCAUCAACGUCAACAGAGCGAGCCCAUGGCACAAAUGAUGGCAUAUGCUGAAGCUGUACAACCAAGUGGUCGACCGUCAAUGCAACAAGGGCGCCAAGCUCGGGGAGUGCUGGUCAAAAACAACCGCAAGUUUACUGAAGCAUACGACCAGGACCAUGGCCCGACGCAACACAGCGGAAGGUCCGGAGCGGUUAAGAAGGUCCAAGAUUUCUUUCGUCGCCGUCGAGCUCCGACGGAUGGCGACUAUCGAUGAAUGCGCCAGCUGCGCUUAGACAUGUCGGUUUCCUCUUCUUCAGCAGAAGGAAAGCAGAUUCGGCCAAGGGUUUUGGUGGAUUGGGUUCAAAGGGUGGAUAUCGACUUUUCUUGUAAUCAAUUAAUCAUUGGCGGACAUGGUUUCCCACCCCGUGUCAACCUGGGUGUGAAUUUGGCGGAGGCCUUUGCAUUCAGCAACCACCAUUUUGUCUUCCUUCCACCCUCCCGGGCGCGGGCGGGUAUUGAAGAUUGGGCCCGUGAAUUGGCAUUGGACUUGGAAGGUCAUUCUAUGUGUCAGAGUACAAAGUAAGUCAGAUUCAUGUCGUUAGCUGGCGGCGUUCGUUUAUCGCUUGGAAGGGGAAGAGACCAGGAAGCUCAGUGUUGAGACUUGUGCUGGAGCCUUCGAGGGCUGGGGUCUCGACAUUGGGAGCUUUUGCUUCUUUGCUGGCACGGAUGGUUGAAAGAGACUUGUGGGAUCGGAAAGAUGGAUACCCCCUACGUAGCAUUGUACGAUUGUGUUUUCAACAGGAACGAGGCACAAGCACAAGCACAAGCAGACACAAAUCGCAAACCAGAAGUCAACAGGUACCGCCGAGAAGAGAGAUAGAUACCUAGACAUGGUUAGGGACGUUGCCUUCGGAAUAUUGCUCGGUGUAUUUGGUGUUUGUGCAGUCAGCAUCUGUGCCCGGCGGAAUCGCG